UUAUGAUCGGACCUUUUACGAGAACGAUGAAGCAUUUCCAACGUCAGCUGCCACGUUGAAAGAGUGAUGGAUCGUCUUGGAUGACUUUGCCUAAGCUACUACUAUUAGUAAAGGUCUAAUUCGUGCAGACGAAGGAAAAAUUGAAGCUUAGGGCCCGUCCAGGUUGUCUUUUUUAUUGUCUUCUUGCUUAACAAGCUUGGUUCGCUUCCUGUGGUUAAUCUAUUGCCUCUGGCUGUUACUUAUUUCUGUUUGAUCUCUCGCCAUGGACGAAUCUUACACCAGUCUUCCUACAAGCCAUUUACUGGGAUCAGUUCCUGCUGUGGUCGAUGAAGAGAAGAAAACCCCCAACUAUGAGGUCCCUGAAGCAAACUUGCAAAUAUUUCCUCCCACCAGUGGAGGAGAUAGGGGGAGGGGAUAUCAAGCUUUUGGAAGUCCAAUUGGAGGAGAUGAACAACCAUCGACAAAUGGUUGGAAGGGAGUGUUUAAUGUUUUGUCAUACACACAGUAUUUCAAUGUGGAUACAGAUACUGUCCUUGAAAGAAUUAUGAGUUCUUUGAAUCCUCUUGGGGGAACUUUUUUCAGCAAGAUUGAUGCUAACCCUGACCUUUAUGGACUGGUUUGGAUCUCCACCACAUUGGUCUUUGUGAUUGCUUUGCUUGGGAAUUGUGCUACCUAUCUGAUACGCAAACAGAAUGAUAGCAGCACAUCAUGGAGCUUCGAUGUCAACUAUGUGAACUUGGCUGCAUGUGCAGUGUAUGGUUAUGCACUUCUGGUGCCUUUGGCAUUUUACUUUUUGCUUCAGUAUCUUGGAUCAAGAGCAAGCCUUGUACAUUUCUGGUGUAUGUGGGGAUAUUCUCUCUUCAUCUUCAUUUUCAGCUCUUUGCAGAUCCUGCUGGUGAUCCCAGUUGAGAUUCUCCGAUGGAUCAUCAUAAUCCUCACUGGUGUGGCUUCAGCUUGCUUUGUUUCUCUCAACAUAAAGUCCUACAUAGAGGCAACUGAUCUCAUGGUAGUGGUGGUGGCAGCGUUUGCUUUGCAAGUUGCUCUAGCACUUUUCAUCAAGAUCUGUUUUUUCCCAUAAAUCUCAGCUGCUACACUCAAAUGGUUAAAAAGUGAGCUUGAGGUGCCAUGUUUUCUGUGUUCCUGGCAGAUGGCACUUUCAUGGAUGCAGCUAAUAGAACUUUGUUGCUCAUUCCAAUGUGCAGUAUUUUGAAAGAAAAAGAGAUGUAACACUAUAGAAUCCAGUACCAGCGAUGGUUACUUCAUUUGACUUAGAAUUCACUUUCUAUUGAAGUCACGUGAAAGCUUCAGGAAAAGCAAAAGAGAUGGAAUUGCUUUUUGACAAA
Molecule: messenger RNA, 1343 nt
Organism: Telopea speciosissima
Lineage: Eukaryota; Viridiplantae; Streptophyta; Magnoliopsida; Proteales; Proteaceae
Product: protein YIPF1 homolog
Exons: 6
Coding region: 263-1078 (271 amino acids)
Biological process (GO): vesicle-mediated transport
Cellular component (GO): Golgi apparatus; membrane
Molecular function (GO): small GTPase binding
Source: RefSeq, a predicted model, not a curated record